Lotus japonicus is the source of this 1014-nucleotide messenger RNA. RefSeq lists its product as uncharacterized. Gene Ontology annotation, molecular function: nucleic acid binding; RNA-DNA hybrid ribonuclease activity. The transcript has a single exon. Bases 1 to 1014 code for a protein of 337 amino acids. Lineage: Eukaryota; Viridiplantae; Streptophyta; Magnoliopsida; Fabales; Fabaceae. The record is from RefSeq and is a predicted model, not a curated record.
AUGAAGGAUUUCGGACUCUUUGCUUUGAUUCAUGGCCAGGCAGCUUCUUCUUCAACUCAUGUCCUGCCAACUUCGUUCUGGAAGUUGCUUUGGAAAGCCCCGGCUCUUCUUGUGUGGCGCGGUUGCAUGAAAAUCCUCCCCGUUCGUGGCAGUUUACGGGCGCGCGGUAUGGACGUGGAUGAGGCCUGUGCAUUCUGCGGAGAAGGGGCCGAGACGAUGGGACAUGUGCUCUUGUUUUGUUCCCGAGUUCGCCAGUGGUGGUUCGCUUCACCGCUUGGCCUGAGGCAGGAGAAUGAGGUAGAGUUUCAUGAGUUUAUGCAGGAUUUCUCGAAGGCAGUGGAUCCCCAGACGUUGGCUCGGUUUUUCACGCUAUGCUACAUUUUUUGGGAAGCUCGGAAUGCUCUGGUUUUCCAUGGUACUCCACCGCGCCUGAAGCUGUUGCUGGCUCGCGAAGCAGCGCUGUUUUUGCCCCCCGAUAGCCGGCAGACCCAGGCUAACGACCUACCGUUACCGGCGACCUGGUUGGCCCCGAGCAAUGACGUGAUAAAACUGAAUUUUGAUGCAUCUUGGCGGGUUAAUGCAGCUUCUGGUUUUGCUUGUGUAGCUCGUAACAAUGUUGGUGAGAUCAUGGCAGCUGCCACAGCUCCACAUAUGGCAGCUCUAUCCCCCCUCUUGGCGGAAGCCGGUGCUUUCAAAUGGACGAUUGGCUUGGCUAUGGACCUAGGCUUCCGGAGAGUUUGCAUGGAAACGGACUGUAUGAGGCUCUUUCAGGCUUGGAAUAGGAAGGAAGUAGGAUGCUCUUAUUUAUUUUCGCUUUUGAUGGAUUGUAGGCACUUAGCCAACACGGGUUUUGUUUCUUUUGAUGUCUCUUUUGUUAAACGUUCUAGCAAUAAGGUGGCGGAUUAUCUUGCUCGUCAUGCGGAGGCUUUUGGCCAAACCGUUUGGAUUGAGGAAGUCCCCACCGUAGUUGAACCUUUGGUUCUUGAUGAUGUAACGACCUUAGUGCCCACGUGA